Messenger RNA from Drosophila gunungcola (fruit fly), 3740 nucleotides. RefSeq names its product myb-binding protein 1A (gene Mybbp1A). The transcript has 4 exons. The record is from RefSeq and is a predicted model, not a curated record. Gene Ontology annotation, molecular function: sequence-specific DNA binding; transcription corepressor activity; RNA binding. Gene Ontology annotation, cellular component: nucleolus. The coding region runs from base 88 to 3597 and encodes 1169 amino acids. Gene Ontology annotation, biological process: regulation of DNA-templated transcription. NCBI's taxonomy places the organism in Eukaryota, Metazoa, Arthropoda, Insecta, Diptera, Drosophilidae.
CUGUUCAACAUUUAAAAUCAGGCGGAGCACGUGUUAACAUUAAACAUAAAGGAACUAACUGAAAAUAGCUAUAAAUUUUAAAGAAGCAUGAAGGAAAAGGUGGAUAAAAGCAUGGCCAAUGGCGAAACAAUCAAAACAAAGAACAAAAAGGAGCGCAAACGUGCCAAAUCUUUAAAAUCUGAGGAGGAAUCGGAGGAUACAGGGAAACCGGGUAAGAUUCCAAAGGUGUCAACCAAGAAGGAGAAGCCCUCGGAGCACGAGGAAAAGGAGAACACCCCGAGCAAUAGCCCCAUGAAGGUUUCCCAGAUCAACAAAGCUGUUUUCGGAAUCUUCAAAAAUAUCCAGGGCAGUCCGCUGAGCCACAAGACGAUCAAUUCCUUGGUGGUGCUGCUGCGCGAUGACCCGAAUGAGGAACAGCGCAAUGCCACAAGUUGCUAUGUGCUCAAGCGCUUGAUUCGCUCCACGGGAGCAGAUGACUUGAACGCAGUGGCCCUGUCCGCCAGUUAUAUGCACUGCAUCCUAAGCGCCGUGCCGGCCAUCGAUGCCCUGGAGGUGCUGAAGACGCUGAAGCGUGACCUGACCGUUAGCAGCCAGCAGAGGGGCAAAGAGGACUCCCUGGCCGCAGUGGGCCAGUUGGUCACGGCCUUUUGCAUCCUACAGAUGCCGCAGCCCGGCCAACCCAAGCCCAAACUGGUGGCGGCAGUCUUUGAGCUUUUGGUGUCCCAGCUUAAGGGCAGAGAGUACAUGGUGUCCCUGUGUGCGGACAUAAUAGCGAACUCCUUCAAUCAGAUUCUAGCUGCCAGUUUCGAUGAGUAUGUGUGGCCGCUGCUGCAACCUCAACUGAACAAGCCUUUGAGUGGCUUAAAGCUCAGCACCUGCGAUCUUUUGCUAGCCGUACACCUUACCUAUCCCCUGACCUUGGGACGCGAGAAGCUCCUGGCCAGCUUGUGGCCCAAGAAACCGCAGUUUGAACAGCUCUUCGAGCUCUAUUACUCCGGCUCCACGAUACACAGUGAUAGUGUGUACGCCAGAUUGGCCGUAUUCCUGGCCAGUGGCGGAAAAGAUUUGCUCGUCGCCUGGCAGCAGUUUGUCGAUGCCAAGCAGCCCCUUAAGCUGAAUGCAGCCAAGGCUUGUGCGAUUCAGGUACUGGGUCACAUACUGCUGAACUUUAAGGAUAAGGAUGAACAGCCCAUCUUGGAUUUGUUCACACCCACAUGUGUGCAAUUUGUGCUGCAGGAAUUGUCCACCGUAAAGGGAGACAAAAGCGAGGCCAAGAAACCCUCGCAAAAGGAACUGCGUGAGAUUUGCUACAAGUUCGAGGGCUCCCUAGUUCUUGGUUUCGAGAAACAGCUGCAAGACGAGGAGGUCAAGCUGCAGCUGCUGCUCAAAUUGCUGGAUCAGAGACUGCAGUUGGAUACGGUCAUAAGCUUGCCCCGUUUCAGCCAACAGUUGAUCAAUCAAUUGAGCAUCGAGAGUCUGCAGAAGCUCUAUGAAUACUACAGCAAUUUGCUGGGCUCUUUGGAGGAUGAGGACAGGGUGAGCCGAGUGCACUGCCUCAACCAGAUGCAGUUGAUCCUGCAGCACACGAAACUGGACAAGGAGGUUAAGUGGCGUCAGAAGCAGUUGCGUCACCUGCUGCUCGCUGGCCUCUUUCACUUGGACGCGGAUGGGAAGCCAUGUGAGGCCACCAGCGCCAGCGCAUUCAGUCGCCAGUGCUCGGUGCGUUGUGAGGAGAUCUUUCUGGGCUCCCUGCUGCACAAGUGCUCGGGUCUGCCGGCACUGUGCAAGUUGCUGCAGAAAACCUUGAGUUAUCUCAACAAAGAGUUUGCCAAACCCGAUGUGGAGAGCAAACUGCGUUCGCCCAGGGAUGAGGGCUUGCAGAAGGCCUGGAAGAAGGUGGAGAAGCUGCUGGCAAAUCCCAGUGAAGAAUCGGACGUCGUGGGCCAAACUUUCGAGGCUCUCAUCCUGUUUGUUUCCUUGGCCUUGUGCACCAAGAGUUCCCUAUCCGUUACCGUAUUGAAUGACCUGAUUAUCUGCCGUAAAAAUGCUCUAGAGAAGAGCAAGAAAAAGGCUGACGAGGAACUAAGAUGGCAGGAUGUGCUCACAGAUGCCCUGCUGCAGUUGCUCCUGCAAACGGGCCACAUUUGGCGUGGGUUUGUCAACCUGGUGGCCACCGCUUUGAUUCCCCACCUGGAGCCAGCCAACCUGGAGCAGAUUCUCGAAGUGCUCAAUAUGAACAAGAAUCCAUUGAGCAAGAAAGACGAGGGCGAAGAGGAGAGCGAUGAAGAAAUGGAGGAGGAGCAGCAACCGGAAGAUUCCAGCGAUGAUUCAGAUGGCGACGAUGAUGAUGAUGAGGAGGAGGAUGAAGAUGAAGAGGGCGAUGAGGAGUCCCAUUUGGCCCAGAUACGCGAGAGCGUUCGCCAGGCCCUGGUCAACGAUGGCGAUGCCGAUGACGACGGGGCCAGCAGCGUGGAUUGGAACGAUGUGGACGAGGAGCAGGGUGAGCGAUUGAAUGCUGCUCUUGAGCGUUCUUUCCAGUUGUUCCGUCCCAAGUCGCGCAAGGCUCAAGCCAAGGAACGACCCACCAAAUCGGAGCGCAUUGACAACACCAGUCUGCUGCACUUCCGCAUUCGCGCCUUGGACUUGCUGGAGCUGUUCGCCAUCAAGAAACCAACUCAGCCGGUGAUCCUGGACGUGCUGCACUGCGUCUUCCAGGUGUACCGCCAUUGCAGUGGCGAUACCAAACUGCAAUCCUUGAGAGAAGCCAGCUUGAAGUUGCUCAAGAAGGUGCUGGCCAAGAACAUUAAGUUUGAGCCGAAUCAGGACAAGGCACCAAUUCUGGAGGCCAUCGAGCAACUGAUGUCGACUGGCGAGGAGCAGUCGGAAGAGGAUCAAGAGCAGGGCGGCAAGCAGCAGACAAGCACCAGCCGUCAGGCCAAGGGGGAGGUCACCAUUUGGCGGGACAAGUGCUUUGCCUACCUGGUCAGCCAGGGAUCGGCAGGUGGCGAGCCCAAGGCCAGUGCCGUCUGGCCUCUGCUUGUCGAGUUCCUCGAGAUGUGGGUGGCCAAUCGACGCAGUCGCCUCUCGCUGGCCAGUUUUGAGGCACUCUUCCAGUCCGGUAAAUGGCAGGGAGUUGCUCCACUGGCCGUCGUGUUGGCCUCCCAUUUGGAUGUGCAGAAAACACGCAGCUUUAGGCGGGCACAGAUAUUGAAGCUUCUUGGUGAACAAUUCCGACGACUAGAAGCCGCGCUCAAGGAUAACCGUUCGGCCGCCAAGGAAUUCGAGAAACAACUGGCCAGAUAUGUGGGGCAACUGGAGACGGAGGCCAAAAGUCUCAAGGAGCUGAAGCUGCUGCAGAAGAUCCUGGCCCAGGGUGGCCCCAUGCGUGAGAAGCUGCUGGAAAAGGUCCAAGUUCUGGGCCAGCAGCCUCAGCCCAAGAAGAAUGAAGCGAAGCAGGACAACCAGGAAAAUAUGGAGGUUAUAGAAGUGGAUGAUGACGAGGAGGAGGUCCAGGAAGAGGAGCAGCAGCAGCAGGAGCAGACGAAAAAGAAGAAAAAGUCCAAGAAGGCCAACAAGCAACACAAGAAAAAUAAAUAAUUUUACUGUUACUGCUUAAUAUUAGAGUAACAUUAAGUUUUUUGCUCUUAGGAAAUAUCUAAUGUUGAAUACUAAAUUAGUAUUAAAGCCAACAAAUAAUAAACGCGCAACUUUUUAUAAAGUCCGCACAAUAAACGUAUAAA